Porites evermanni is the source of this 7801-nucleotide messenger RNA. Lineage: Eukaryota; Metazoa; Cnidaria; Anthozoa; Scleractinia; Poritidae. The record is from the annotation of a GenBank genome assembly.
AGGGAACUAAAUAACUUCCUCCAUGGAUGCAGUAUUGGCGAGCGUUGCAGUGCUGUUUGUCGUCGGCGGACUGCCGGCCAAGGGAAAUGAACCUGAAAAUUCGACUACACCCAGAAGUAAAAUCCCUGAGGGUUUCUAUCUAUCAGCAAGUGAUAUUCAUGCAAAACAUGUCACAAUUUUAGAGAUGAAAAACGUUAGCUUUACUGGAAGAGAACUAGGUGCUUCUGAAAUAUCACAUUUAUCUGUUGACGAGAAGUGUUCCAGGGGCCUGCCACUGUCUGCAGCAUGGCAGUAUUACGGCCCUUAUGUGAGGCCAGGAAUGCGCGAUGGAAAAGUUGCCGUUGAAGGCAUUUUUCCUCACAUUAUCAACAAAAUGCUCCAUGUCUGUUGUAACAGCUCAACGACAGUGAAAUACGGGAAGAUUUUUGACUCUAUUCGCGGUCUAGAAGGACAGCUAAAUCAACCAAAGAUGGCUUACGACUUUAGCUUUCCAGUCACUGGAAAAAGCCUCAGAGAUGAGUCGUUUAAGGACUUGCCUUAUAUACCAAUUGUACAGGCCCCACGAGUAGCACUGCUUGUUCGUGACAAGACGGAAAACACCAAGACAGCGCAGCUGAUGAACACGGUCUUCAAGGCCUGGCCGAUUCUCAUCUUUAUUCUCGUCGCUGCUACUCUGUCUGGUAUUAUCAUCUGGUUAUUGGUAAGUGUCUAAUUGCAUUUAAAGGCUCUUCUACUUUUUGCUUUGGAAUGCAUCUUUACUUGCACAAAUUUAUGGAAAAUCUUGAGCUAAAAUGUAAAGGUAAUUAAAUGUUAAUCGUUGAAGAAGUAUGAAAAAAAAAAAUUCUAUUUUCUUUCCACAAUGUCUUCUGUGGUCGACAGAAACCGAUCUGGGAAAUGGCAACGGAAAAAAUCAACAACAAAAACAGAACAAAAACCGUACCAGACACCUUCUCAGGCUUCUCUUCUUAAUAUAUGUAAAAUCAAACUUUAGCUACACGGGUAAUCGUCGAUAAUUCCAAAUUAGCUAGUAAGUACAGUUCAACCUUACAAUCGGUUCUUAUGUUCAAACUGUACAUAUUUUCACAAGAAAAACGUAAACAUCAUUUGAAAAAAAUAUCUAUCUUUUAUUCUCUUCUAUACCAAGGACAGCUUUUGAUUUUAUUUUUUCCACUGAUCGAUCAUGAGUCAAUAUGAACGUACUCGAUAUGCAGCGCUAGUGAAUGUCGUUAUUUUCUGUUCAACCUUGUAUUAAGGCGAGUUAAGGGUCGAUGGUUUAUUGUGCUUUACUCCAGUGGGACUCGCUUAUCUAAGUGGGUACGGUGAUCAAACCUCAUCGAUCUUCAUAACUUCUGUGAUGAUACUGUUUUGACUGCUCAAAAGAAGAUGUCAAUUGAAAGGCUAGGUUUCAAACCUCAAACUUCUCGAAUGAAUAGCACUAUUAACAAUAUAUAUAUAGAGCCUCAAACUAAAAACUGAACUUCAAUGUCAAAUAGCUGGAAGUGAUUUUGACGUAAAAGAUGGGAAACGGAAAAUUUUAGACCCUUCACGACAAAAGCCGGUUUUUUCCUUAGACUGAAGAAGAAGUUGUUAUUACUGUCCUCAAAAACGGGUUUUAAGACAACAACAGUAAGACCAGAGGUUUACAUUUUACCGCCGGCAUUGACCCAGCUACUAGAAAAAUCAUUGUCAGUGGCUUUAUCAGUGAGAAUGACACAGUGACAUAUCAUGUUUUGCAAUUUCUCCGUCAAAGUUCAAUUUGUUAGAUUUUGAUUUUUUUUUACCAUGAACACGUUAUGACCAAAGCCAACUUUUAGGAUCAUUAUAUUUUGUUUGUCGGAUCAGAAUGUACAACAGUUUUUUCUUCUUCUUUCUUUCUUUUCUUUUUUAUUGUCCCCCCGACUCGUUGUUUUCUUUUUUGGCCGAUUUAAAAAUUAAAAGUGCCUAGAUUAUCUCAUCUGCUUUAUUAUUUCUUGAGCGCCUGUUGAGUCGGUCGUCUGAAAGAGAUUUACUUACAUAAAAUAAAACGAUUUUUGGCAAUUACCGGUAAUAUAUAUGAAUUUUUCUGGGGAGAUGCAUGGUGAUUCAGGUUUUUGGAUUGACGGUCAUUUGUAGUCAAAACUGACUAGUGAAUAGGUCGCAAAUAAAGUCACUUCUUUGAGCGAUUAACUUUACCAAUAUUUCACAGCACGAUUCGGGCAAUCCAAUCAUUUAAUCAGUUUUGAUUGGUGGGAUUUUAAUGGAAUUGGAACAUUCUUAGCCAUUAGGCGUAAUUGCAUUGUUACUAAGUGACUAGAAUUUUUGCAAAUUGAAACUCCUUCUCAAAGGAUUUCAUUCAAAUUAUAUGUUAUCAAGUGGCGUGAAUUCGUUUUUAAAGUAAAGAGGAGCGAUCACCAAUCGUGAUGAGCCCCGUUGAUUUUUGUUAUACAGGACCGUCUUAAAAACCCGGACGAGUUUCCGAGGCCCUUCAUCAAUGGAACAUGGGAAGGCUUUUGGUGGGCGUUCGUUACUAUGACAACAGUAGGGUGAGUGAUUACUUCCCGAUUACGAAAGACCAUGCCUUUUCUUAUAUUCUCUUUGUAACUGAAAUAAGGGCUUGAAAACUCGCAUUGAAUUGUCGUCAAUUUCACUAGAAUGUUAGUAAGUUGCAAUUAACAGGGAACUUAAGAACCACGACGAAGUUCACGACGACGACGUCUGUUGACUGGGAAAAGACUGGAACGAGAACGUCAGUUUCGGCGGGAAAAAGGAUACUUAAGAUGCAGUCGAUCGGUAGGUCGACGACGACGCCACUGAAUGUAAAACACAAAUGUAAAACUGUCAUGUUCGUUCGCAACAAAGUUUUUCGCAAUGGUGUCUUUUAAAACAAAGCAAGAUCUUACUUUUCAAGCCUUACGUCUAAUUUCAUUGAUGAUGAAUAACUUUUUGCGUUGUCUGACCUUUUCGAGUGGAAAAACACCUGCUUUCCGUACGAAGAUUAUUCGACUACUUUCAACUUGAGUGAGAUGACCGAGUCCGAGCGUCUGUCAGAGUAAUAGAUUUGGAAAAAGAGACAUUCUGAUGUGAUAGCCGUUUUCCAUGUAAAGUUUAUUUCCUCUAUAUUAAAGAUAUAUGAUUUGCCUUACCGAGUAAAUACGUACAAAUAAAUUUAUCACUUACGAGUUCGCUCGCUCGGCCUCCACAGCUGUUGUCAUUCUUCGAAGUAAUAACAUUUCAUUAGUCGAAUUUUCAAUCAACAUCGCUUGUUAGGAGGAAAAAGGAACGAUACUGGGAUUUACGAGGAUAAGAAAAUGGAAAGGACUUCAAAAAUCGCUUAAAACAGUGGAUUUACACCUGCCGAAGCUCUUGUGGAUUGCAGGACGACGUGGUUCUACUUUGUUUGGCGUCGUCGACGACACCACGACGACGAAAUCUACUGGUCGCGCUUGCGCAGGACACUGUAACUCACUUCCGGUCGUCGUCGUGGUUCUUAAGUUCCCUAAUAACAUACAGUGAAACCCGAUUAAUUUGGGCACCAAGGGCACAUGCCAGGGUGUCCGUAUCAUCCAAGAGUCAAUUUAAUAAAACUUUUACACGUCUAAUUUACAAGUGUAGCUAUUGUUCUCAGACUCUAAAACAAUCCCUACACUUGUAAAUUACACGUGUAAAAGUUUUAUUAAAUUGACCCCGGUUGUCUGUUUUAAGAGGGCUCUCAGAAAAAGACCUUACGGAUACAUGAUUUGUCGAUAAACAAAAAGACUAAUGCAGACAUCAUUUUUUACUAGAAAACGUUUUCUAAUUUCAUUCUUAACUGAAACUGUAAAAAUUUCCUCCUGAAGAAACCUCAUAAUCAUUUAGCAUAGUCUCAGGCUAAACUUAAACCUUUUAAAUAUUAUACUUUAAGCCCGACACUGGUGGUAAGAUAUUCAGUCAUAGCCAGCUCGCAGAAUAACAAUGUCCGUGAAGUGGGUCGACGAUAUAUGACAGUUUGUGACUCGGGACACCGGUGUCCGAAUUAAGCAGGUUAAUUUUUAAGUUUUUCCACUGUUCAUACUUACUUUUUUCGUGGUUUCGUUUCUUGAUUUUAAAAAAGCAUUUUAAGUGCGAUUUAAACACUAUACUAGAAUUAAGUGGGUUCAAAAAACCCACUUACUUCUAGUGUUUAGACGGAUAAAAACUAUUCUUGAGUCUAAAUGUUUUGGAAUUUCUGUUCAUAAAAGUACUGCAGCUUAUACUUGAGCGCCACUGAUUAAACAUUUUUCGUUUAUUUUUGCAGCAAUAUUUAGUCUAAAAUCUCCAUAAUUUUUUCUUGGUUGCAGAUAUGGUGACCGCGCACCUAAGUCUUUCUUAGCGCGUAUUUUUUGUAUCUUAUGGAUCCUGGUUGGAAUCAUCAUUAUUGCUAUAUUUACGGCAAUCGUAACAGCCUCGUUAUCAGCCAGUAUUCAGCACCACUUCACUGUGCAUGGCUCUGUGGUAGGUUCUGAUAUUAGGCUGAGAAAACAGCCGACAUUUCGAAACGCCACCAGAACGGUUUCCACGGGCUAUGACGUCUGAGGAACGAGCGCAGAAAAUUUCAUACUGAAGUUGCGUCACUACCCAGAUUUGGUUUUGGUUAGUGCUUCUGAUUGGUUGAAUGGAAUUUCUGCCCUCUUUCCUCAGAUUCCUUUCAUUCGUAAGCCGCUGGUGGAGUAUUUCCAAAGCCAUGAAUUCCAGAUUCUACAAGCGAAAAUUUCCCGGAUUUUAAAAUCGAAAAUACUUAAUAUUUACUUGGCAUGCAAGUUCAAAGUUUCAAUUGAGUGAAAAAUAUCCCGCUCUCGAAAUAUGUUCGAUUUUAAUAUAUUUCUUGCCCUAUUAUUCCCCUUCUGUUUUAUUCAGAGCAAAGCUUAUUGAUGUUUUCAUUCAAUUUCAGAUCGGUGCAGUAAGUGCCAGCGAGGAGUUUCGAUUCGGAGUCAGUUUGAACGCGGAUUUGAAACGUAAGUUUGAAAUUUGUGUGUUUGAUUUUGAAGCUUCUACUUGAAACGUUUAUUUCUGGGAAAGUGAUUAAAAAGGCGCAAACGGGAGAAGUAAGGAUAAGCAGUCGCAAGGCAAAUGAAAACAAAACACCGCUAACACUCUCGGAUACGAAAAUGAAGAGCCAUAACCGAUUACCUGGUGUCCCUGUGAAGGUCCUUCUGGAAAAUUCGGGUUAAAGUAUGCUGCGCAUGCUCCCUCAUGCCUUUACCAUAUAUCAGGAAAAAAAAAAUGAUAAAAGCAACAGCAUACCCAGAACGUAGCUAUAGAGCGUCAUCUCAUGACGUCACGGCGGCCAUAUUGGUAUUCUGAUGCAAUGACACGGCGGCGGUCAUGAUGGUGUUCCAAACAAAUCCUGUGGGAGUUGAACUCUUUUCUUAUGUAAACAAUUUCUUUUGUUCGCACAAAUUUGCAUAGAUGCUGGCCACGUGAGUGAAAACGCUCUCUACCUUAUUUCACUCUCAAAAAUCUAUACCCAAUCCCACACCAAAGGGGUUACAAACCACACUCUUUGGCGCCGGCCGCACAUACUUGUAUAACUUAUACAGUGCAUACAUGGGAAUUUCCCGAACUAGGGGUCCUGGCAAGAAUGCGAGGCACUGCUCGUCAGUUGCUGAAGGGGAUUGCACGGGUAAUCAGAAUUAGACUCAUUUGAAAGCUGCUAUAAUUCCUGUUUAAACCUACUCAAUUUUAUUUCUUUGUAGCAUACCUUUCCAUACCAAAGAUGAAUGAGGAUCUAAUGACUGACAAAUUGAAAGGCUCUUUGAUUGACAACUACGUUUUGACGUACUACAGUGACUUUGUAAAAGAAAACGAUGUUAGAAUAGAGACCACAUUUGAGCACGCUAUAACCUAUGGCCUCUCUAUUCGCUCUAAUGCCUCAUCGAACAUGUUGGCUUGCUUCAAACGCUAUGUGCGUAAUCAUCCCCAGGAAGCCUUCGAAAUUAUUGCUCAGAAUCUGGAGCCCCUCAAGGUGAGAUGUCUUAUUCUCUGUUUGUUAUUUCAAAGCCGCAAGUGAGUCUGGGUCGAGGCUGACGGUUGACGGUUUAGCCCGUUGUGACCCUCAGUUUCUGGAUUAUUUGAAAAGUAAAAACGCCACCUAAUCUAAGUAGAUGAAAUGCAAAUAUGACGAGCUUUUCAAUACGCGUACGGUGUUUCAGUCAGAUUUUAGAUUAUUAAACAAGAAAGAUAUGUAUCCGUUUCGGGAAGAUGGGAUAUGCUUUGGGUUGUUCAAUUAUGAUGUCAGAGAUAAUCGUUUAUUUCAAUUUGCCGUAAAACUCCGAAAAUAAGCCCCUCCAUGUAUAUGCCCCUCCAAAUAUAAGCACCCCAAACCGGUAACGCAAAAAAGCCCUCCGUUCAAUUGCCCCUCCAAAUAUAAGCCCCUCGGGGGCUUGUACUUUGAAAAUUGCCCUCAAAUACAAAGUAAAACAAAGCAAAAAUGGUAAAUUUACUUCCAACUAUAAGGCUAGCCCAAUCAAUUUUGAAACGUAAAUUUCCCUCAGUAGAUUAGCCCCUCAAAAAGGGCCCUUGAAAAAUAUAAGCCCCGGGGCCUUUUUCGGAAUUUUGCGGUAUGUAUUUAUUUAUUUAAUUUUUUUUGCGAAUUUUACACGGUUAGAACCCUACAGAUGAAGUGAGUCAGGAGGUGAAAGCGUCUGAAGGAUUGUUCUUUUACAGAGAAAGAGAAUUCAAAAAAGUUCUGUUCAUUCUGUUGGGCGUGCUAGGAUUUCUUCUGUUUGUCGGAGGAGCCUGGGAAUUGUGUUACAAUCGUCCAAGGAGACGUAAGCAAUUGAAUUGAAUUAAUUUACUCUAAUCAGCGUGCGCAGCCGUAUAACGCUUUGAAAAAUACCAUAAUAUUCUCGCAUAAGUAGAAUUAGGUGAAGCGGAUUCUUUCCAGUCUUCUUUGUUGAAAUAGCUCACUGGAAUUCAGAGUAGGGAGAUAGUAGCUUCUUUUGAGCUGAGGAAUCUUUAAAAGUCAAGAUCCUGUAACUUAAAAGCCUAUAUUAAAGCCGUAUUCUCAAACACGUCGAACGAAUGGUUCUGAACAGAAUAAACACAGUAUCUGUCAAUCCUUGCCUUAAUGAUUAAAUGCAAACAACGAGAGCACAGCUGCGCUAGGAUGCAAAUUUUACUGGCUAUGCACAACACUUGCAGUUUGAACAGACAAGUUUACAUGAUGCACCACCAAACGUAACCCUGUACGAGAGGCUUAUUUAGAGAUCUUCAUUUCCAUGACUGUAUAAAGAGGAAUGAUUAGAUAAAAACUUCCUUCAUCGCUUUAAUUUUUGUUAGUUAAUGAAGAAACAUCACCCUUUGAACCUACUGGCAACAAGAAGUUGCCAUGAAAAGCAACCGUCGUACCAACAAAAUUCUGGAUUAAGUUAGAGAAAUUUCUCACUUGGAGUUUUUGUGAAACCAGCCUCAGUUCGUGAUAUGUAUUUAAAUUGUCAGUUUUCUUUUGCUUUGACUCCCAGAUGAGUGCAUCGUCAAAUAUUUCUGGAAGGUGAACUGGUUCCAAAAUGGUGACGAAACAUAACUUCAUAGAGCAUUCAAAGUUUGCUUUCUGAAUGUUUCCUUUUUUGUAGGACAAAGGAAGGAAAAAGAAAAUGAUGGCGCGUUAAUCUCACUGACGCCAGCACAAAACAAAUGCGACUGCCAUGAAAUGCUACUGAGCCAUCAAACAAUCCAAAGUAUCAAAUACAAAUCCUCAAAAAUCAAAGAACUCAUCCGCGAGUACGAAGAAUUCUACGACGGAUGGCUACAACGAGUCCGCGCAGUGGAACAUAAUGAAAAUGGUAUCACACCCCAAAUGGUGUGA